Messenger RNA from Sinocyclocheilus anshuiensis, 502 nucleotides. RefSeq names its product mediator of RNA polymerase II transcription subunit 8-like. NCBI's taxonomy places the organism in Eukaryota, Metazoa, Chordata, Actinopteri, Cypriniformes, Cyprinidae. The transcript is spliced from 4 exons. Gene Ontology annotation, molecular function: RNA polymerase II cis-regulatory region sequence-specific DNA binding; transcription coregulator activity. The record is from RefSeq and is a predicted model, not a curated record. Gene Ontology annotation, cellular component: core mediator complex; mediator complex. The coding region runs from base 1 to 402 and encodes 133 amino acids. Gene Ontology annotation, biological process: regulation of transcription by RNA polymerase II.
AUGAAAAUCAAUAAACAGAUCCAAACACUGAAUAAACUUUGCUCAAAUCUUUUGGAAAAGCUGAAUAAUCCUCGUGACGACAGAGACUCUGAAACCUCAGCUUUGAGACAAAACAAGCCAUCCUUCAAUCCCGCCGACACAAACGCUCUGGUGGCAGCGGUGGGGUUCGGAAAGGGUCUCUCGAAAUGCAGACCACCCGGAUCUGCCCCUCCUGGUCACCCUGGACAGCCGAUGAUGUCAACAGGUCCCACACUACAGCAGGUCACAAUCGCUGGGACCACGGGCCAUCAGGCCGGCAUGGGAGGACAGGUCGCCCAACAGCAGCCUGGACAACCUGGUAAAAUGCCCAGCAACAUCAAGAAUAACAUCAAGUCUGCAUCCAUGCAUCCUUACAACCGAUGAGUUUCGUUCAGAAAUGCUGCGUUUUGUGAUGCGACGUUUGGUAUAUGAAGCCAAAAAGCUCAUUUGUUUUGUGCAUUUUCAAUAAAAUAAUUUGUUGAAA